Nilaparvata lugens (brown planthopper) is the source of this 4553-nucleotide messenger RNA. It is a transcript of the gene Wdr37, whose product is annotated as WD repeat-containing protein 37. The record is from RefSeq and is a predicted model, not a curated record. Bases 229 to 1785 code for a protein of 518 amino acids. Gene Ontology annotation, molecular function: protein binding. The transcript is spliced from 12 exons. Gene Ontology annotation, cellular component: preribosome, large subunit precursor. NCBI's taxonomy places the organism in Eukaryota, Metazoa, Arthropoda, Insecta, Hemiptera, Delphacidae.
CAUACUGUCCAGUCAACGAUAUUGAUAGAAAUAGAAAUUUGCCGUCUGCUGUAUUUUGAAAUUUUCUUGAUUUUUACAUUUUAAUAGCUUUUAAUUAUCAAUAUCAUUAAAAAUACAAUUUAUGGACUAUGAUAUAAAAUAUUUACCUGAAUCAGUGUAUUAAUUCAAUGAAAGUUUUAAAAAUUAUAAUUCUAUCUGACUACAAAGGUACGGGCCGGGCAGUGCCGUAUGAUGCCACAAGAUGGCGGCAGUCAAGCGAUGGCUAGUGGCGGAACCAACAUGGCGUCAACUGUUUCCUGCUCAACUGCAGCUGCUAGCCGGAGUAAGCGAGUGAGCUGCGCAGAGGGAACUGCGCAUCACCCGCAUCAACUGUUCCACAACAACAGCUUCCGAUCAGAGCUGGCUGAUACUGAGACUGUGCUGCCGGCUGCCGUUAAGGCACGGCUCUCAGACCUAUUCUAUCAGAUUGAGAAGGAAUUCGAAUCUCUCUACUCUGAAAACUUGAGUCUUCAAGAAAAAAUAGAUGCACUGAACGAAAGAGUGGAGCGUGAUUCAGUGGCUGUUGACAAACAGGGAGUCGAUGCAACAGAUUUCGAUGCUGCUUCCUCCAAAGGAUUCUCAAAACAUAAAUUGACAGGCUCGUCGCAGAAGCUGAAAACGGCGCACAAGCUGAAGGCGCAGACGAGCAAGAUAGUGUCGAGCUUCAAGGCGGCGACGGUGACGUGUCAGCUGGUGCGGGAGUUCCGGGGGCACCGCGACGGCGUCUGGGAGGUGGCCGUGUCUCGCACCGCGCAAUCCGUCAUUGGCACCGCGGCCACAGACCACUCGGCGUGCAUUUGGAGCGUGGAGAGCGGAAGAUGUCUGCUGCGUUACCUGGGCCACUCGGGGUCAGUGAACUCGCUACGCUUCCACCCGACCAGGGACCUAGCCCUCACUGCCAGUGGCGACCAGAAGGCACACGUCUGGCAGGCCGCUGUCAACCUAGAACUGCAGAAAGCUAGCUCAUCGGAUGAAGAGGGAUGUGGCCCCUAUGGCGAUGAUGGUGGUGGAGAGGGGUUGGACUUCAUGGAUAAGGUGCCGUCGCUGCGUACGCCUGUGUGUGAGCUGCGCGGCCACAGCAGUGUGGUGAUAGCGGCCGACUGGCUCGCGCCCAGUGGCGACCACCUGGUCACGGCAAGCUGGGACAGGACGGCUGCUCUCUGGGACGCGCAGACUGGCGAAAUGCUCCACACACUUGCUGGUCACGACCAGGAGUUGACGCAUGCGUCUGCACAUCACUCGCAGCGGCUGGUUGUGACGUCAUCACGCGACACCACUUUCCGACUGUGGGACUUCCGCGAGCCCAUUCACUCUGUCUCCGUAUUCCAGGGACACACCGAGACAGUAACGAGUGCUGUGUUUACCAAGAGAGAAGACAAAGUUGUGUCUGGAUCUGAUGACAGGACAGUCAAGGUUUGGGACUUGCGCAACAUGCGUUCCGCCUUGGCGACGAUCAGGGGAGACGCGGGGGUAAACAAGCUGGCAGUGAGUGGGUGGGGCGUGGUGGCCAUUCCUUAUGACAACAGACAGGUGCGCCUGUUCGACAUCAACUGUCCCGGAGCUCAGCGCCUGGCACGGCUGCCUCGCACUAGUCGACAGGGCCACCAACGUAUGGUGUCGUCAGUGGCGUGGGCUGACGACAGUGCUGCUGUCCCCGGCAUGACCUGCAACUUCUUCUCCUGUGGAUUCGACCGCCUCAUCCUCGGCUGGUCCAUUCAGUCCAUCAAAGACUCCAAAGAAGUCUGAGACUAAGGCUAGAUAUCAAGCACGAGAUUUGAAAAAGACAUCGGCGACCUGUUUCAAAUAAAGUUCACAAGUGUUAUGAAACGGCAACAGCUGACUAUAACUACAGCUACUGUAAGAGAUACAGUAGGUAACUACAGUUACUAUGGGAUAUAGUAACUGCAGUUACUGUAUGAGAGACAGUAGGUAACUACAGUUACUAUGAGAUAUAGUAACUGCAGUUACUGUAUGAGAGACAGUAGGUAACUUCAGUUACUAUACGAGAUACAUUAACUACAGUUACUGUAUGAGAGACAGUUACCUACUACAGUUACUUUAGGAGAGACUGUAACUACAGUUUCUAUAUAGCAACUGUAACCAGUCACACACUAGACCAGCGAACAUGCAUAAAGUAGGUAUCACAUUAGACUCUAUAUUAAAAGUGAGGAAAUUCGACAUUGCUAUUCCUCACAUUCCUAUCAUGGUGUUUUCUAUCUCAUGUUAUUUCGGGAUUUACUCGUAUCUAUAGCAUGUUACGAGAACUUUCAGACCUAAAACACUCCUUUUUAUAGUUAACGACUGAAAGUUCUCGUAACAUGGUAUAGGUACGAGUAAAUCCCGAAAUAACAUGCAUGCAUGCACCUGUUCCACUUGGAGUGUGUAGACCAGUGGCUUUCUUCGAACAAGAGGUGUCCCAUCUGUCGAGUCGACAUAGAAACCAACCUUAAUAAGGAUGUGACCCCCACAUAUGGUUCUUGACCCCACUACAAGCCCGUAUCUUUUCCCCCAGCAAGAUAAGAACACAUAAAAAUGAUUCUGCAAAAUUUGACUCGACAAAUGUUGCAGGAACAUUUUUCUCGCUUCAGCAGAACCAGUAAGUGAAUUUACCGUAGAUGAUGACGAUGGUCAGCCGAUCAUGGACUCAUUGCCGAAUACCGCAAGUCAAAGGAAGGAGUCGUGGUGUUGGUAUCGAAAAUCAUUACCAUUUAAACGUAUGAGCCGUAGCUCUUCCUGAAAGUCGUCAUUCACUACAAAGACCAGUUCAAAGAUUGGUCCAUAGUCAAACCUGGUACUGAGAAGAUCGGGUAAGCUAUAACACUGUGAAAUGCAUCGAUGCAGAUGACUUCAAUUUGUAUAAAUGUACUAUCAUAUACAAUCCUUUACAUUUUUAUAUACUAUUAGUUAUUUACUAUAUUACAUAAUAUGCUUUUGUGCAACCGGUCAUAGAAUAUCAGUUCUAAGGAAAUUUAUUCCUGUUUUCAAAAAUGAUCCAAAAAAAGAGUUCAAAUAUUAUAUUGAUUAGUUACGAGGUGUAAAACCAGUCCAAAUAUGUAGAGCUCUGAUAAACUACUUCAUAAUAUUAUACUACAAAUUUGAAUUGGUUUUACACCUCGUAAAUAACUAAUCAAUAUAUUAUUUGAACUCUUUUUACAAUACCAUUAUAUUGUAUGUAUGAUUUAUGUGCAUACAGAAAUACGCGUAUGUGGAGGCAAACAGUUAAAAACCUAAAACUUGCCUCCUUAGCACAAGUUACACAAUACAAAUGUUAUAAAGAUAUAGCAACUUGAAAUAGAUAUUAGGUAGAUAGAAAUGAUCAUAAAUGUUAUGAGGAAAACCUGGUACAAAAUUCUUCCUUGAAAGGGGAUUUCACUCCAGAACGGACACGACAUAAUUGGACUAUAAAUUCACUGCGAAUGAUGAGAAUGUAGGUGACAUGGUCUCACCUUCUCCAAUGCUAAAGCCUUCCCACUCGGUCGGAGUGAUCAUCUUGUCCGUUCGUCAUUAAUAUUUUUGUCGUUUCUACAAUCCAAGUAAUAAAUUUUACAACCAUGAUUUUAGUUGAAUUGAAGUAAUAUCGUAUUCUAACUCAAUGAUGACUACUGCCCUCUCUGAAAAAGACAUGCCCAACGAAUUGAGAACACUGGAAAGUAAUGCUGGAAUUGGUAAAAAUCAAUCAGCUCUCAACUGGUGGAUUGCAGUGCAUGCAAUUUAUUAGUCAAAACAUCUUAUUUUUAAUUUAGACUUUUCACUGUUUUCAACUCGGGCUCCGUAUUACCGGAUGGGCAUACGAUAAUUUAUUGUUGAUGAUGAGCAUGUUAAUUGUCGAUGAUGGGCAUGUUAAUUGUCGAUCCCGACUUUUAUAUAUAACAGUCGUGAUGGCUAAAAUAACCUGUAUAUCCAGUCGAGGUGGAACUUCCACCAAUAAAAGUCAUACGAUUAUUAUUUAACUUGGAAUCACCAGUUGACAAGCCUAAUUAGCGAUGUUGCCAUUCUUCCUAGGAUAUGGCAUUUACUGUGUUUCAACUAUUCUACCUAAACAACUUAAAAUUAAUAACAAUGUAUAUAAAGUAUACAUGUAGAGCCUCCUGUUCAGGCUGUUGCACGUACUACUGUCAGUUGUUGCCGUUUUACAAGACCUCUGAAUUGUUUUGAAAGAGGAUCGAGAACUGAACGACUAACUACACAAAUUACUAGAUUACUGUCUUUCAUUAUACAUGCUGCACUCGUAUCCAAAGUGUGCUACUAUACCGUACUAACUUAUUCUAUACUUUAAUCAGUUGUUGGAAACAUUAUUGUUGAUUUUUUAUAGUUAUAACUUUAUUUUUAUACAUUGUGUGGAUUGCAUAUAGGAUGUUGAUUAUUAUUGUUGUACUGAUUAAGAUAUUUUCUUUUAUUAUAUUAUAUAGUGACUGAGAAAUAACUCUAAAAAUCAUCUAGCAUUUUAUAAUUUUGUUAUGUUGUAUUGCUUUUGUGAUGUGUCUAUGUGAUUAAAGACAUUUUACUGGAAAUAA